CAGCGCGCGCUGCCUGUGGAUGCGAGCUGGAGUCAGACGGCAGCAGUAGAUCUUGCUUUCCCGUAAAUUUGGUCGUUUUUAGACGGGAGUUCUGCGCCGCAACGGCCGCGCCGCUGGAACCGAUCACUCCGCUCUCUGGUUAUCUGCAUCUUCUGACUUCUGGAUUUGACUUUUGACCCAUCAGCAGCCUCCGAUGUUCCUAAGGCGAUGACCCAUCUUCAUCAUCGUCACCGCUCCCCUCGCCAUGGUCACCCAUCCUCUCGGUGACCAACCUUUCCGCCACCGAAUCCCCCGACUCCCCUCUCUGCUCCCGUCCAGGCAGCCGUGGUAAUGCAUGUGAUGGGCAGCGUCUCCCCGGCCAAUGAGAGGCAGGUUUUCUCCCCCCAAGAGGAGGACGUGGCCUUGGCCGUCGUCGUGCCGACGUCUCCUCUUUCUACUCCGUUGAGAUUUUCUGAUAUCGAAGGUGAUCGGACAAAACCGCCUCCCCCUGCCCUUGCUCCCCAUCCUCCUCCUCCUCCCCCUCUUCUUCCUCCUCCUCCUCCUCCUCCUCCUCCCCCCUCCUCCCCUCCACCCCUGCUUCCAGGGCUGGGAGACCCCGCAGGCGAAGGCCUGAGGAAGAAGAAGAAGGUGAGGAGUUUCUUCUGGAAAACGAUACCAGAGGAGCAGGUGAAGGGGCGGGCCAACCUGUGGACUCAGGGCCAAGUUCAGCAGGAGUACCAGAUCGAUGUCCAGACCAUCGAGGAGCUGUUUGGUCAGAACGACUGUCAAUCAAACGCCAAGGGCCCUCCCACCAGGGGAGGGAGGAUCAGGAGCUCAUUCAGAGAAACCAAAGAGGAGGUCUCCAUUCUGGACUCUAAGCGAGGGAUGAACGUUGGGAUUUUCCUCAAACAGUUCAAGAGGUCCAAUCGGACGAUAGUAGACGAUAUUCGCCACGGCAACAGUGAGCCUUAUGGGGCGGAGCCUCUGCGAGAGCUGCUGAAACUGCUGCCUGAUACAGAAGAGGUGACGAAGCUGAAGUCGUACCGAGGUGACGUAGCCAAGCUCUCGUUGGCCGAUUCCUUCAUGUACCUGCUGAUUCAGCUCCCCAGUUACUCAGUCCGUAUUGAGUCCAUGCUGUUGAAGGAGGAGUUUCCCAGGGCGUGCGAGGCCAUGAAACGAGACAUUAGGAUCCUUCGUUCUGCCACCAAAGAGUUGAUGUGUUGUGAAGAGCUCCAUGCUGUUCUCCACCUGGUGCUGCAGGCUGGAAACAUCCUCAACGCUGGAGGUUAUGCCGGAAACGCAGUGGGCUUCAAGCUGUCGUCCCUCCUGUCCCUGGCCGACACCAAGGCCAACAAACCGGGCAUGAACCUGCUGCACUUCGUCGCCCUGGAAGCCCAGAAAAAAGACGAGAGGCUGUUGGAGUUUCCGCUGAAGUUGAGUCACGUCCAGGCGGCAGCCAGGAUCUCCUUGGAAAUGCUGGACGCUGAACUGCAGUGGCUGAUAUCUCGCACGCGCUCAGUAGAGGAGAGCUUCCAGAGAGACACGGAGCUGCUGCAGCAGCUGGACAGCUUCCUGCAGUCUGCGACCUCGUCUCUGUGCUCGCUGCGUGGAGGUCGGCAGCAGCUGAAGAAGGAAGGCAGCGAACUGAUCGACUUCUUCUGUGAGGACAGAGAGACGUUCAGGCUGGACGACUGCUUCGGCAUCUUUCACACCUUCUGCUCCAGGUUCACCGACGCCGUCAAGGAGAACAUGGAGAGGGAGGCUAAGGAGGCGGCCCGACGCCAGCGCUUACAGGAGCUCGAGGAGCAGAAGAGGCACUCCUGGGCCGGUGGUGAGGAGGUGGGUGGAGGCUUCAGGUUGCGCUGCAGCAGCGAGACGGACAUGUCAACUGCCAUGUCACGACACGACGAGGCUGGACUGCUGACGGAGCUCCUGACCUCGAAGUCCAGCCCCCGCUCGCCCCUAAAUAACUCCAACUGUCUUCUGGGGCGUUCGGGUAGUUUACGACGUACCCGGUACUCUCCGUCCAGCUCACCAUCUAUUGCUGCUGAGCGCGAACUGAGCAUGCUCCUAGAAAUGGCCACCCCUGACCGUAAAGUCACCCUGCAGAGAGGAGGAGGAGAGGCAAGGACAGCUUUCCGAUCAGCCUCACCUAAACCCGGGGUUAGAAGUCCAGGACUCUCCCCUCAGUCUCUGCCCCAAAGUCCAAGGAUCACGACAUACAGUUUCCCCCAAAACCAGCAGCCUCAAGAGGUCAAGAUGGCAUCACAAACCCCCUUGUCACCUCCCGAGACUUCUUGGAGUCCAAAAAGCACAAAUGCACACCAUACAACCGCCACUUACCUCAGCGACGUUGCUCUCCAGACUCCAGUAGAUGCCAUUAAUCCCAUAAGCAAAGUUACAUUGAAACCUACCUCUGAUUCUAACCAGCAAUCCGACCACAACAACAACGGAAAAGAUAGACUGGACCUUGGUUUUAGCAGUCAGGCAAUGCUUUCACACCAUCAAACUCAGCCUGGUUUGAAGGGGGCACCAACUGGUGUGAACAAAGCUGAUGCAGACUUUAGUGGACAAAUCACCUGCAGUGAUCAAAGGUUUGAAUACAGCACCACAGACAACAUGUCUGUGGUUGUAGAGACAUGCACACUGGUGCCUGAGCUGAAAGUGUUUGACAAGGUCACAACCUUGAUCAGCUGUAAUGAAGGGCAUCACACCAGUCGCCUCCUUGGACAUCACCAGGACAAUAUGGUAAUCACAGAUUUGGAGGAAGGUGGAAUGGACAAAUCCCAAAUUCAGGAGGUGCAGAAUAAAUCCCGGACUGGGAAUGCAGAAAAAUGUGAUGUGCAGAUUUCUGAGACAAGCUCUUCUUCACCACGAAGAGAUGAACAGGAGGUGCAGGAGGAAAAGGUGGUUGUAUGGUGUGUGACAGGUGUGUGCGAGGUAGCCGGCGAAUUCACACACGCUGACAACACACACGUACAAACCGAGAAGGAUCGGUGUCGGAUUGACAAUCAGGGAGGAAACCAGCAAACUUCCUCUGCCCCAGCCAGUCACACACCUUCAGAGCCUCAGCCAGCCAAUGAAAAGCCAGUGCCUGUACCCAUCAGCAGCCAACCAGUGCCUGUCCCCCGCUGUGACGACCCGUCACUUCAAGUCUCUUCCCCUAGGUGGCACCCAGCAGAGCCUACAUCAACCUAUGAAGCGCCUGCCCUCACCGCAGAUGCCUCUGAGGAAGUUAAAGAACCAGCCAAUCAAGGGGAAGAAGCGGAGGGCUCCCCCAAUGAAACAAGAGAGGUGGAGACCCUGCCAGAACAAUCAACAGAUGACAAGGGCAGAAACAACACUGCUUCUUGUCACACAACCAAUGAAAAUACAGAAGCAGCUUUCACCAAUGAAAAGGCAGAACCGGCGACUUCGUCCAAACCAUCCACCAAGAACGCCCCUACCUCAAAAAUUCGACCUGCUGGGGUGAAAGCCAACGUAACCCCAAACACCACCUCCAACACCAACAAAUCUAAACCUGUCCGCACCCUCACCAACUCGGAGAACCAGGGCAUGAGGCGGGUUGUGCCCAUCUCCCGAACCACUCGAGGUGCUCCGACCCUUGGCAACCGUCCUGAGAAGCCUCCUGGCCACCACCGGAGAUCCUCCAGCAUUACAGCACUCACCAGUCCGACUGUCUCCAACUUCAACAGCAACUCCCUCCGACGAGGAGAGAGGCCCUCCACUGCUCCUUCCUCCCGACAAUCCAGCGUCCACAAGACACAGGACCCCAACGAUUCAAAAGACCAGAAGGUUUCAGGUACUCAGGCAUCUGCCCGAGAGCAGAACCAGGACUUGCAAAGGAAACCGUCCAUCAGAAAACCUUUUACAAAACCAAAACCCCAGCAGGAGGAGAAAAUUUGUCGCUCCACACUGCGAGCUCUCACUCAGGCUGGAGAAAGAGGUGAAGGAGGAGGCAGCAUCAGUGCCCCAGCCACCCCCUUGCACAAAGCCUCCACUCCUUCCUCAUCACCACUUCCAGGUUUCGCCCGAAGCACCGCCUCUUCUUCUUUCAGAUGGACCCACACCACCCUUGUUCCUCCUGGUCCUCCUCAUUCACCCCACACUGGCUCAGACUCCUCCCAUAAAUCCUCCCCCAAGCCCACGUCCUCCUCGCCUUUCACCCGAAUAGGCUCGCUGAGAGUCUCCACCGCCUCCAGAUCUUCCGAUCUCCUCAACAUGUCCUCUUCCUCCCCGCUGAGAAGGUCUCAGAGCAUUAGGGCAUCUCCUCACUCACCUGUCCACGACUCGCUGACUCCACCUAAAGGCCACCGGCAGAACGACAGCGGCAACUUCUCCGACAAGUCAACUCACUCUAGGGACUCGGUCAAGGCCAUCAGGCCAAGCUGGAGGUAACAGGAGGAAAUCUGAGGCUGCGUUCCAAAGCCUGAAGUCUGGGCGAUGUCUCCUACUCCUUCCUUCUUUACUGGAGGUAGAUUGGAAGCCAGUGGAUACAUUCCAAUAUGAAGCAUAGGCUCUUAUUGGUAAAGCAAGAGAGGAUGCAUUCUCAAGUUUAAGUUGAGAAACAAGGGAGGUUACAUUCCAACAUGAAGCACCGACAAUGUUUCCUGUUCUCUGAGAUUGAAAGGAUUCAUUCAAAUAUGAGGAUUAAUUUAAUGUAAUUAGUUGCCUGCUGGUCGUGAAAGGUUGCAUUUUAUUUGAAAGCACUACAUUAUGUGCACCAUGUGCUCUAAAAGGUGAAGAAUAAAAUGUCCCCAGGAGUGUUCUUUUAAACAGUGUUGAUCUAAGUGGUACUUGUGAAUACAAUCCAAUAUAGAAUAUAUUAAGGAAACUCUCUGAGCCUCAGGAAAGGCUGCAGAUCUCCUCUUUAGGCCUGGCCACACCAGAGAGUGGCUCAGCGAAACUCAUCCACGCAUCUUUUUAUAAUAUUUUGUUUUAGAGCCUUGGUAACGUAAUGACUACUUGCAGGGCUGCUACGCGCUAACCUAGCUGGAAACAAGCCAGUGCCAUUCAGUCUCAAUAGCUUCCAGAACUUUUUUAUUUUGGCAUUUCAGUCUCAGGGUUGUGCAUCAUAUCAUUCAACAAAGAGAUACAACACAGAUAAUAAGCUACGAUAGCUUUUUCUCCGUUCCGAACUCUCCAGCUUGUUGUUCCCUCAGAGAUAAGCACUGACAAAAUGGCGCACUAUUGGUCAAUGGUGAGAAUUCGCAUGUCAGAGUUCACCAAAGUCAAAAAGGAACAAAUUUGUGGAUUUACCUGAAUCCACUCAUUGCGGCAGAUCAGUUGGAAUUAAAUUAUUUUGCCAUUUUAAAUGCUAGUGUGACCGGUGCCUUUUGACAUUCACACGAAGACCCCAAAUCUUACUCGGAAACAUGGGGAAAUUAUACAAGGUGUUCUUGACGUACCAGGUACAGGUUACGUUUCAGUGGGAAGUGGGCGGUAAAUUUUGGCUUCUUUUGCUGCAGUCUUUUCAUACUCAUGCACUCGUUUUAUUUUUUCGUUUUUUUGUUCUAAAAGUAGGGAGUCCAUAUGCCAACUUGAUAUGUUUCUUUUGGGGACAUCAUUGCGAAACAAAUCGCAACGCAAGCUUUUCAUUGGCAUUUGAUGCAGCAUCGCAAUAUAUUUAGAAACCAACAGUGAUUGUUUAAACUGAUUAGUCAUCAGUUUUGGUCUUGUUUUGCUUAAGUCAACUAAUUUGCACUUGUGCAACAUUUAUAAGCCCAGAUUAGUGCUGUUAACUUAGUGUUUCCCUUCUGGAAGUAAAAUUAAGGUUACUCUUUCUAGCCAGAGAGAGGGACCGGAUUCACAUAUCAAGAACCCACGGCUUCUAACUCAUGGCUGAGUUUGCUAAAUUUCACCACAAACCAAGCUAUAUUUCAAUAGUCACAAUAUACAGUAAAUCUUCCUGACUCUUAUGAGGUCCUUUGAAGUUUUCUGUGUUAAACCCCACCAACACAUCAGCUACGUUCUAAUACUAUCUAUACAGUUUCCUUUUCCCAUGAGCGUUGUUGCAAUAUGAAGUUCGCCCAGCCUCCCAUCCUUAUGACUAAUGCACUGACUCCCAUUAACACAUCUCAGAGACAGGGCUUUCUGAGAGCUGCCACAUUAGUAGUUUACAAGGGAAGGAAAUAAAUGUAUGCAACUACAAAUGUGUAAUGAGAUUUAAAAAAUAAAGGCCCUUUUCUGCGGUGUUUAGGGCAAGUGACAUGACCGAAUCCCGGCUGGGUGUCCCCUGUCUCCCCCUGACUGAACGACUUUAUGUCUUAAAUUCCUACUUGAUUCUGCACCUUUAACUUCACUCACCGAGAUGAAGAAUCUCUGUACAUCUGGCCUGAUUGCAAUAGAAAUUAUGUUAUUAUUGUCAUUAUUAUUCCAUUUAAACGAUUUAAAAAUUCUAAAUCACUGAGAAUCGUGUAUUUUUAAAAAGAGUGAUUCGUUUAACGAGGAGAUAUUUAAGCGUCUCUGAUUCAAGCCAACAGUGGGAAAAGUCGCCAGUGCCAAGUUUGUUGAUAUGAGGAUAUUUGUACGUUUAUCUUUCUUUAUUUAUGUAUGUAUGUAUCUAUCUACUAACUAAUA
Xiphias gladius (swordfish) is the source of this 6558-nucleotide messenger RNA. Its product is annotated as FH2 domain-containing protein 1-like. Lineage: Eukaryota; Metazoa; Chordata; Actinopteri; Istiophoriformes; Xiphiidae. The record is from RefSeq and is a predicted model, not a curated record.